AUGGUUGAAGAAGCAUUUGCAUCGUUUGGUUUGUUUAUUGAUGAUGAAAACAAGAUACGUAUAAUUGAACCAGAAAAAGUUACUGAUUCAGCAGAAUUGAGAGAUGAAUGCAAAGAUUUUAUUGAAAAUGUAUUGGAAUUCAAGAAAAUUGUUGAUACAUUAAUUGAAAAAACUGAACAAUAUUCAAAACAUGUUGAAGAGGCUAGACUAAAAUCAAUAGGUGCUAAGAAUAUGUUAAAAUCCGCAGCAAAAUAUCGUGAAUUUGAAAAACAACAAUUGCAAGCAUUAAUCAAAGAGAAAAUGGUCGAAUUAGAUAGACUACGAUCGGAAUAUGAAUCACUACAAAAAACUGAACGAGAGCAAAGUGAAAAAAUUGAACAUUUAUCAUUAAAGGCGUAUGUGUAUAAUUAUGGUUCAUCACAAUCUGCGCCCAUAUCCUCCUCAGCACAAAUAAACUGUUACAAAGAUAAUUCAAUAUUUUAUUCUAAUUCACCAUAUGUUAUUCAAAAAAUGGGUGAACUCAUAUGUGUCGAUUCGGCAAAAUUUACUGAUUAUUCAUAUUAUAAGCAACCACAAAAUCAGACAUUAGAUCCAACUAGUUUUAUUCGUUUAUUAAAUAUUAACAGUAGUGUUAUAUUACCAGAUAAUUCAGUUUCUUCGUAUGAAAUUGGAAGUCCAUUAUGGAUAUAUGUUGGUGUUAAUAGUUCUCAAAAUGCUUCACUGCUGAGGUUACCUCAAUCGCUCGUUGAUAAUCAAUGUGGUGGAACUCAACCUAUUAGUAAGCUACAGUGUUUACUCGUCUUAAACUAUAUUUCAAACUUUUAUUAUUUCUAUUCUUGCUUAUUAGCGUAUAUGAACGAUUUUUCUUCGACAUGUCUUCAAGCUGUAACUAGUACGACCUGUACUACUAAUACUCUCCUAGAUGCAUCACAAUUUAAUGGAAUCUGUAUUGUUAAAACACCCCCUAAUUGGAUUAACUGUACGAGUAGUAUAAACAUUGGAAAUUACGUAGCACCUACUGCAUCAGCUACAUUGUGUAAUAAUGUCUUAGAACAACUUACCAUAACAAUUCAGUACCUUAAUCCAGGUGGUGUUGUUAAUAUUAAUGUAGUUGCGGUGCUCGUAAAUGUUACGUUGCCUUCGACUUCACCGCUUGUUCAAACAUACAAUGUUCGAUUUGUUAAAGACUUGAAUACGACUUCAGUUUCAAAUAGUGAAAAUCCUGGAUACAGCCAAGGUUCACCAAUACUGGCUGGGAUAAAGGGUUCGAAUAUCACGCUCACAGACAGCUUUACAUAUAUACAAGCUUCAAGUGGCGGUUCAUGUGAUGAUGUUGAUCCAGUAUCAAUUAAGUUUGGCGAAAAUAUACUAUCAACAUGUCAAUUAGCUCUUUCGAUUAAUGCAUCAGAACAAUUCGUUAUUGGUGCAUACGGCAAUUCAUCAGUAGACAAUGCGAACGAUUGGUUGCCGGUCUUUUAUUGUACAUCAUCAGAGGGUCAAACUGAAAACCCUGUAUGUGAUACUGGUUAUCAACCGCCAAAUCCAAAUUCACCAUGUAUUACUCGUUUGGAUAUUCAGAUAGCUUAUGCAAACAUUGGCUCGAUAACAAAUCCUCAGCCAGUAUUAGGUGCUGUGGUAUUCCAUUAUCAAACUAAUCGCGUAAACUGA
Molecule: messenger RNA, 1668 nt
Organism: Didymodactylos carnosus
Lineage: Eukaryota; Metazoa; Rotifera; Eurotatoria; Philodinida; Philodinidae
Source: the annotation of a GenBank genome assembly